Pteropus alecto (black flying fox) is the source of this 3650-nucleotide messenger RNA. It is a transcript of the gene SLC25A24, whose product is annotated as solute carrier family 25 member 24. Gene Ontology annotation, cellular component: mitochondrial inner membrane. The coding region runs from base 398 to 1831 and encodes 477 amino acids. The transcript has 10 exons. NCBI's taxonomy places the organism in Eukaryota, Metazoa, Chordata, Mammalia, Chiroptera, Pteropodidae. The record is from RefSeq and is a predicted model, not a curated record. Gene Ontology annotation, molecular function: calcium ion binding; ATP transmembrane transporter activity. Gene Ontology annotation, biological process: transmembrane transport.
GAAGUAACCUGAGCUCAAACGGCCCCUGACAGCUGACGCCGAAACCCACGGCUUGUGGGAGCUAGCUCCGCUAUCCGCACCCCCUGACAGCGGGGACCGAGCAGCAUUCUCGGCCCACGGCCCACAGCCCUUCCCGAGACCCACCCGCAGCCCUUGCACUUCCUGCCCGCCCUCGGCCGCGCCAGGCCCGUCCCUCCCGCUUCUGGCGCAGGCCGGCGCGGGGCGAGCUCCUCCCCGAGCAGCAGCGGGCGCGGCCCCUCCCAGCGCGCCGAGCCGGGCUUGGGUGGGGUCUCGACUCUGCCUCCAGUGCACCCCGAUCCCCUUCCAGCCAGGCCCGCGGCCGACGCGCGGCCCCCGGUGCUUGCGCUCAGCUGGGCCGCCCCGCGCCGCCGGGACCAUGCUGCGCUGGCUGCGGGGCUUCGUGCUGCCCGCGGCGGCCUGCGAGAGCGCGGAGCAGCCGACGCGCUACGAGACCCUCUUCCAGCAGCUGGACCGCAACCGCGACGGCGUGGUGGACAUCCACGAGCUGCAGGAGGGGCUCAGGAACCUGGGCAUCCCCCUGGGCCAGGACGCCGAGGAGAAAAUUUUUACUACUGGUGAUAUCAACAAAGAUGGGAAGCUGGAUUUUGAAGAAUUUAUGAAGUACCUCAAAGAUCAUGAGAUAAAAAUGAAAUUGGCAUUUAAGAGUUUGGACAAAAAUAAUGAUGGAAAAAUUGAGGCUUCUGAAAUUGUCCAGUCUCUCCAGAUACUAGGUUUGACUAUUUCUGAACAACAAGCAGAGUUGAUUCUUCGAAGCAUUGAUGCCGAUGGGACUAUGACUGUGGACUGGAAUGAAUGGAGGGACUACUUCUUAUUUAAUCCCGUUACAGACAUCGAAGAAAUCAUUCGUUUCUGGAAGCGUUCUACUGGUAUUGACAUAGGAGAUAGUUUAACUAUUCCGGAUGAGUUCACGGAGGACGAAAGGCAGUCGGGACAGUGGUGGCGGCAGCUUUUGGCCGGAGGCGUUGCUGGCGCCAUCUCGCGGACAAGCACGGCCCCUUUGGAUCGCCUAAAAGUCAUGAUGCAGGUCCAUGGCUCCACGUCAGACAAAAUGAACAUAUAUGAUGGCUUUCGACAGAUGGUGAAAGAAGGAGGCUUCCGCUCCCUUUGGAGAGGAAAUGGUACAAAUGUCAUGAAAAUUGCUCCUGAGACAGCUAUAAAGUUCUGGGCGUAUGAACAGUACAAGAAGUUGCUUACCGAGGAAGGACAAAAAAUAGGAACCUCUGAGAGAUUUAUUUCUGGUUCCAUGGCUGGAGCAACUGCACAGACUUUUAUUUAUCCUAUGGAGGUUAUGAAAACCAGGCUGGCCGUGGGCAAAACCGGACAGUACUCUGGACUAUUCGAUUGUGCCAAGAAGAUUGUGAAACAUGAAGGCCUGGGAGCUUUUUACAAAGGUUAUAUUCCUAAUCUAUUAGGCAUCAUACCUUAUGCAGGUAUAGAUCUUGCUGUAUAUGAGCUCUUGAAGUCUCAUUGGCUGGAUAAUUUUGCCAAAGACUCUGUAAACCCCGGCGUCCUGGUGCUGCUGGGAUGUGGCGCCUUAUCCAGCACCUGCGGGCAGCUGGCCAGCUACCCCUUGGCUUUGGUGAGAACGCGCAUGCAGGCUCAAGCCAUGGUGGAGGGGAACGCGCAGCUGAAUAUGGUUGGCCUCUUCCGGCGAAUAAUUUCCAAGGAAGGAGUACCAGGACUUUACCGGGGCAUCACCCCAAACUUCAUGAAGGUGCUCCCUGCCGUAGGCAUUAGUUACGUGGUUUAUGAAAACAUGAAACAAACUCUAGGAGUAACCCAGAAAUGACAUGUUGAAUUUUUUGCUUUAGUGCGAUUAUUGAAAGUUUCGAUAAUCCCUAGAGUGACUUUUUCUCCUGAAAUUGCAAGUCUAUGGCAAAAGGGGUCACUUUUUUUUUUUUUUCCACAAAAGGGAAGAGCAUAUCAAUGAUCACUUUAAACACUUGGGCUCAAUUUUAUAUAUACAGAAAUGUUGAAAAUCAUAGUUUUGAUAAGCUCAUACAAUUUUGAAAAGGCCACUGUAUUUGAUCUUUUCUUGUUAGUUCUUUCUACAAAUCUCUGCCUUGAAUCCUAAAUCUGAAACAUAUACUUGCUUGAACUAAAUUUGUUUUGUGUCAUGGAAUUAUAAAUCAGUCAUCUUUGUUUUGGGUGGUUCAAGUUUAUGCCGGUUUCUUUAUACUUAAUAGUCUUUUUCUUAAAAACAAGAUGAUCAGAAAACCUUAAAAUUUAAAUUGUUUUAUAUAUUUCUAAUGUCUUUAUAGAUGACUUAAAAUUGUCUUGUGGAGCCAUUAAUAGAAAAUCAUUGCAUAAAAACAUACCUUACAGCAGCCAAAUAAGUAUAGGGUUUAUAUCCUUAUCUUUCUUUAAGCUGAAUAAGAAUGAAUAUAAGUGGCAGAAUUUCAAGGCAUGUGAACACCUUAGUCCAUUCAUAUCACUAUUUGUAUAAGGCGGAGUGAUGAAAUAUCUAUUUCAGUGGGUCUUUUUACAUUUUCUCUGCACCGUUAUUCGGUUCCUGAGAGGACACACUGAUUGUCAGUAUAUUACUGUUGCGUUAUCAACACGAAGCAAUUUAUCUGAAAGAUUCUGUUUAUUCUGUCAUUGCUUCGAAAAGCACCAGGAAACAAAACCUUUUUACUUAUAUCAGCUUUUACAGAGCAUCUCUCUUUUCUUUGUCCUUUGUUUCCUACUUGAAUCAGAUUUUGUUUUAACCAGGAAGGCAUCUGGGGACCAUUCUUGGUAAUCCGAAAUUUCUUAAUUAUAUAGAUUGGGUUGAUCAUGGGCGAAUGACAUUCUCAUUUCCUCCUCACUAUUGAAUUUCUUCGAACUUGCAAUUCUCAAUUUGGGCAGAGCAAACCUAAGAGAAUAGUACAUCUUAUUAGUACCAUAUAUUAACCUUAUAUAUUAGGUACCUAUAUUUAAAUGAAAAGCCCAAUUUGUAAACACAUACAUUCAUAUUCUCUUUUGCCCCGAGUUUUAGGAACAUGCUAUCAUAUAGAAAACUUAAUUUAUAAUAUCGAUAGCAUGUUUUCAAUUUACUAAAACCAUUUUUGUCUUUCCUGAUUUUCAGUAAUUUCUGUUAUAAAUCGCCAACAUUUUAAGGAAAAUCUAGUGACAUACUAGGCAUUUAGUUUAUUUGAACCUACCUCUUAUUUUCUGAACAGAAGAGAAAUGUUGGACUUGUCUUUGUGAAAUAUAUCCUAAAAUAUAUUUUCCAUUAUAUUACUUUUGCCUGAUAAAUGUCUCAGAAUUUUUAUAAAACAUGGUAAGCAUGGGAUUCUAUCUGCAGGGUUGUUUAUACUUUUGAAUAGUACAUAAAUGACAAUAUUAAGGUACAUGACCAGCUGUUUCUUUUUUUUAACUCAUAAAAAUUAUGGAAUGAACAACUGAAAUUUCAAGCUACUGAAAAAUCAUCAUUGUUCAGUAUGAGUUUAAAUGGUUUGCUAUUUAACAUUUGUAAGGUAUGAAUGUGAUUUAUCUGUACGUCUUGUAUCUUUUGAAAAAAUGAUCUUGUAUUUUUUGAAAAGAGCCUGGAGUCGAAGGUAGAUUAUUUCUGGCAUUGCUGCAUGUUUACUUCCCAUUUAUAUUAAAAACACACACGUAUGUAUGUA